CUGGGAACGUGUGACACAGACUUUGCCGAAGCGCAUGCCCAGUUUUCUUCGGCAAUUAUCGUUGUGGUGUAAGGGGAACAAAGAUGGCUAUGGAUCUAUCCGCCAUUUUCUAAAGUGAGAUAGAAUCAAGUGUUUUUUGUAAUUAUUGUUAAAAUCCGGCAGAAUUUUGGAUAUUUUUUCUUGUACCAUUUAAAAGAUACUGUGAGAAAUAUUAUAAUAUGGGUUUUCAAAGGGUUUAAGUGAUAUUCUGGCGUAAAUCGACCAGUUAAAAACGGCGUCUUCCUUGAAGAGACAGAGUGAAGAGACACCUAUUCUUCAAUAUGUUUGAUCCAAACGUUAUCGCAACUACAACCCAACAGUCACAAAUACAGUAUCAACAAACGCAACAGCAACCUGAAAAAGACAAAAAUGGACAAGACCAAAAACAGGAGAAUUUUAGUCCAUUCUGCUAUGCCAAUGUUAAUAUGAUACAAAAAAUUGCUCCCCAAACACAACAUUCUACUGUUAAUAUGUCCCAAUUGACUGACGACAAAUGCUAUAUAACUCAACCUGCAUUCAGCUAUAAUUAUGCAUUGGUAAAUCAGAAUCUACUUACUCAAAACGCAAUAUCUAAUAUAACUUUUAAAUGUGAUGUAUGUGGACUGAUGUUUGCUCAUUUAAGUUUAUUAAAUCAUCAUAAGAAAGUACAUCAUGGUCAAACCGAUCAGCAACAACCUCAACAGCAACAAAUUACUGUUCAGUUAAUGUCCACUCAAGUUCAGCAGGCCCAACAGCCAACUCAAAUACAAAUUGUGUCUGCUGAUAGAAUACGAUAUUCGUGUGAAGAAUGUGGCAUGACUUUCAUCAAUCAAACUGAACUAAAAAAUCAUAAAAUCCAAUCCCAUCAACAACCACAACAGCAACAACAAGUCCAAGCACAGUCCCAGCAAAGUACUUCUCAAGGGAAUACUUUAAAAAUAAAAAAUUGCGAAACUUGCGGUGCUCCGUUGCCUCAAGAUACUAAUAAAAAAAGGGCUGUUAUGAAAGUAAAAUGUGAAAACUGCUUAAAUGCAGAAGCAAUACAACCACAAAUCUUUGUAGUGGCAGCAGCUCCAGAAACUCCUACUGUUAAGUUUGAGGAAAGUUCGACGGGGACUCAGACUCAGUCUACUUUAGGUACUCAAAAUUCCAUUCCAAUUGGCAUUAAAAACAACCAUCCAGUAAAACGCCGUGGUAUUGCAAGCGUAACAAAAUGUACUAAAUGUAAUGGUAGUGGCAUAAUUUUUAUUGGCGGUACAAAAAACCAGCAUAACAAUGCCGAUAAACCAUUUCAUUGUAACAUAUGUAAUGGAUCCUUUAGCAGAUACUCAUCACUUUGGUCUCAUAAAAGACUUCAUACUGGCGAGAAGAAUUUUAAAUGUAAUAUUUGUGGACUGGCUUUUGCAAAAGCAGCUUAUUUAAAGAACCACUCGAGAAUUCACACUGGGGAAAAACCAUACAAGUGUAAUGUAUGUGGAAUGCAAUUUUCCCAAUCACCUCAUCUUAAAAACCAUGAAAGAAUUCAUUCUGGGGAACGUCCUUAUGUUUGCGAAGUCUGUGAUAAAUCGUUUGCGCGACACUCUACAUUAUGGAAUCACAGAAGAAUUCACACAGGCGAAAAACCAUAUAGAUGUGACAUAUGUAGUUCAUGUUUUAAUCAAGCAACACAUCUGAAGAAUCACCAAAAAGUUCAUUCGGGGGAAAAACCCUUUAAAUGUGACAUCUGUUCUGUUGGAUUUUCAGAUAGAUUUGCUUUAAAGAGACAUAGAAAUAUACACGAGAAAUAUGGUAGGACGAAACCAAUGCAUGACGGUAACAAUCCGACAAGAAACCUCACAGGAGAAUCGUCAGCUGAAACGUCCGUUCAAACUUCCCUGCAAGACGGCAGGCUUCUCGGCGCAGACCAAUGAUAUAAGAUGGAUAUUACAGAUAAUUGAAUCUAUCAAGAUGGACCGGGGGGUUAAACCGACCCUCAUCGGCCAACACAAAUUUAGACGAACCGGGUUACGGUUUAAUAGAAGCUCAGAGAAAUAGAAAAAUUGAUGUCUUGUAUAAAACUAACAUACAUAUCGUGCGAUUAAAUAGGUUUAUGAUCAAUCGGACUUUGACUUUGACAGUUUAAAAAAUCCCAUUUUUUUGUUAUUAUACAAAGCAUGUUUCACAUAAAACUUUUUUCAUAAUAUAUGCACAUGAUAUAAUAUGUUUUAUAAUCAAGCAGGCUUUGUGUGAUGGCAGGUGAACAAUUCUUAUAGGAAAUAUCAUUAUAAUUUUUAUACUGUCAAAGACCGCUUUAUCAUAAAAUGUUUUGAUCGUAAAGUAUCUAUUCCAUGUAUGCUUACUACUUGGUUAAGGUGUAUUACAUGUUUUUAUUUUUUUUAUUAUAUUUGACAAAAAUUAUAAAAUAAAUAUUCAUGAUGAA
This is a messenger RNA of Sitophilus oryzae (rice weevil), 2437 nucleotides long. Its product is annotated as zinc finger protein 429-like. The coding region runs from base 321 to 1928 and encodes 535 amino acids. Gene Ontology annotation, cellular component: transcription regulator complex; PcG protein complex; nucleus. Gene Ontology annotation, molecular function: RNA polymerase II cis-regulatory region sequence-specific DNA binding; DNA-binding transcription factor activity, RNA polymerase II-specific. The record is from RefSeq and is a predicted model, not a curated record. The transcript has 12 exons. Gene Ontology annotation, biological process: regulation of transcription by RNA polymerase II. Lineage: Eukaryota; Metazoa; Arthropoda; Insecta; Coleoptera; Curculionidae.